ACGCGUUGUUCCCCUCUAAGUACGGGGUACGUACUGGUAAUAAUACUGCGGCAGUCAGACACCACAGACACUCCCCUAGUAUUGAGAUAUCCUGAUAUCAUUUAUGGCGCCAGAGUUUUCGAACUCGAAGAGGAAACGGGCUGGACCGAUUGGCUCAGUUGCAGCGGCCGCCGACGCGUCGCGACGCGCCGCCCGGAUGCCUAGAGUCGGCGAACGAGACCCAUUGCAGGAAGCAACCUCGCAUGCCGAAGGAGCCGAUCAGGAUGCGAACCCGAGACCCUCCAAACGAGGCCGGACAAGAAAGGAUGGCGCCGAUGCAGCCGAACCCGACCCCCGAACAGCGCCAAGAUCUAAGAAGGGCGCCAAUGUUCCUGAAAAUCGCGACGAACAUCACGAAGAAGAGGGACACCGUGGAGAAUCGGGCUCUUUACGCCGGAGCAAGCGCGAGCGGCGUUCUGCAGAUGCGCAGCCAUGGUGGGUGUCGGGUCCGGGCGACUCUUCAGCUCCAGGAAAUCAACCAGUGGUAGGGGAAGCGGCCGCGGUCGCCGUCCAACCGAAUAAGGGCGCCCGGCGAUUGUUCCAAGACCCCCCGCCUGAGGAUCAAGAGACGGUGGCAAAUGAGAGACAUAAAAAGAAGCGAGGCAGGCCAGCUGAAGAGUCCCCAGCCGAAUUGGAGGUUCAACCCAAGCGCAAAGGUCGGAGACGAACAUCAAAUGAAGGAAAUACGUCCAAGUCGACGUCCCAAGCAAAGUCGCCGAAGCGACAGCGACCUUUACAGCCUACCGACGCGGCCGGAAACAAGAGAGGUUCCGGGCCAAAAGCUCGCCGGUCCACUAGAGCUGGUGAUCGUCUUGACGUGGGGCCCGUUGAUGAGGACGAUAUGGAGAAUUCACAAGCCGUCCCGCCGGCGAAAUAUCGACAUAUCGAAUCACGAACGCGUCAAAUCCCUCGAUCGACCAUAUCUGCCAAGUGGACGCCGCUAGACGAGGCUUCUGUGAGCGCUGUCGCUGCCCUGGUUUCGGACACCUAUCGCCCUAUUCUGCUGCGGUUGCAAGGCCGUGAGCAGCGUCACCAGCAAGCGCAGAAUAUUCUCCGAGCGUUCGCAUCGCGGGUACAUGCCAAGCUGCGCAAAGGGAUUCCAUUCCCGCCUCCCUCAACGAGAACAGCGCCUGCCAAGAACGCGAAGUCGGAUGCCCCCGAGACCAGCACGAGUCACGUCGAGGAGUUUGACUUUGAACGAACCGUCAAUUCCAUCCAGUCACUCGAGACGACGCUGAACCCGCUUCUACACUCCGUGUCGCUGCUCAAGAGCGAGAAAGACAGGGAAGAGGAAGCUUUGGAAAACGACUAUGAGACUCUGCGAACGCUCGAAGCAAAUGCGAGAGCGGAGAUCAGAGGCUGGAAGGAAAGGGCAAAAAGAGCUCACACCCUGGCUCCCGAGGCCAGCAGGGUGGACGAGGCACGGAAUGAGACGGGUGAGGCGAGAUUGGAGGUCCUGAAAAGCGGGCGCAGGCCAUCGGCAGGCAUUUUCAAGGGCAUCGAAGACGAGGAAAUAAGGUCCUUGUCCCGGCAACUAGGGAACCACGUGGAGAGUAUGCGUGGAAAUCUGCGUCUAGUUGGAAACUUGUUACCAGCGAUCACCAAGAGCAGAGCCGCAUUGCAAGGUGUUUUGCAUAACCAUCUCGGCCCGCACCAGUAUGACAAGGUUAUUUUUGACUGAGGACGGAAUGGGCAAAUGACGACACGAGAUUCUUUGUGUGAUGUGUGUUGACCUUGUCACCUCGUGGCUUGCGGGCGCCAAAUUAGAGCCUGUCUAUUUUUAAAUAAACGGCAUCAAAUCAGUCUCCCAAGUUACAAGAUGCUAGAUCGGUUGGUAGAUUCACACUUGGAAGCUAUGCUGCUGUUAGCAACUGCCGUCUGCGCAGCCACCGCGCAGGAAUUGUCAGCUACUGGGUGAAACAGGACCUGAACCUGACCCCCAAAAUCCCGAGACCUCGGCCACAGCUUUGCCUUGUCUGAGUACGGCCAUGACCUGG
Molecule: messenger RNA, 2036 nt
Organism: Phialemonium atrogriseum
Lineage: Eukaryota; Fungi; Ascomycota; Sordariomycetes; Cephalothecales; Cephalothecaceae
Product: CENP-Q, a CENPA-CAD centromere complex subunit-domain-containing protein
Exons: 3
Coding region: 104-1720 (538 amino acids)
Source: RefSeq, a predicted model, not a curated record